UCUUUCUAGGCCUAUUACCUGAGCUUUUCCGCCGAAUUUUUACCUCCACCCGGAUUAUGCUGAGGAUAUACUUACCUGUUGAUAGAAGUAGCUAUUGUUGCGCGUGGAGUUGCUUGGCUUCUUGUCGCGACGACCAGAUUGUGACAUCGAACUACACCUCCUCUUUCGAUCUCGAGCGAUUGUCCAAAAUAUAAUUCCAGUUUCCCCGCCGGCGAACACAAUCCUACGUUACUUGUCCUGUGGAAGCUGGUUUUGAGCGUUGCUAUCUCGAUAUCCCGAUCUCUGCGUGUCAGAGAACGUACAUAGCCCUCCCCCCUUCCCUGUUACCCAAUUGAAGACCCUCGGUGCCGCCUGCCUGGUCUGAGCGAUUCCCUCCAUAUUCCGUCAACGUGGCUACGCUUACGAUCUCCCCGCCCGGAAUGGGGGCGGCUUUUGACGCACUUAGUAUGCAACAAUCCUUAGGGCAACGAAGACCGGCCUCUGCAACCCUCCCCAGCUUUGAACUCCCCAACCCCCAGGCCCAGCAGUCGUCCCAGCCGAAACAUCCACUGCAUUCGAGUGUAAACGCAGGGCAGCCUUCCAUAGGCGGUGUAAAAGUCGGAAAUCUUUUAACCCCACCAGAGAACUCAACAUCGGAUACUCCUGGCCAAGUUCAGCCAUAUUCACAAGCUUACUGGCCAACGGCCUCAUACAGUCUUGCUCCUGGUCGCAAUACUUCACACUCAUCAGCGAUGCCGGACAGCCUAGCACCAUCUUACGGUCAAAACGCCGUGUAUCCUUCUCCGCUUUCUCCCUCGCCAGCACUCUCUGCUUCCUCAGCUCAGCAACAAGCUCACGACCAGCAGCAGCCACAAUCUCAAAGCCAGCAACCACCACAGCACCCUCCUCAAUCACACCAACCUCCAAUGGCCCAGAGCUACACGAACCCAACCAGCGGGCCUAUCCAACCGCAAUCUGCAUCCCAGGCAAACCAUCUUGAUCCUUAUGGGCAAAAAUAUGCUUAUGGAGGUUCACAACAUUCCCCAACUCCAUCAAACUACAACCUUUUCCAGAGUGGGCCGUCUUCAGUACACCCCUCAAGCUCCAGUGCAUCAUCUGCAAGGGUGCCCGGAAUGCCAGUCCCUUAUCCUCUCGAUACUCAACAGCCGCUACCACAAUUUACACGUCCGUACCCGUCCUACUCGCUUCCGGCUAUGAACGGCCCCGUUAUGAGCAACAUCCAUAGCCCUAACAAUCAAAUGGCGCUAAUAGGCUCCAUGCAACCCAACCUUCUUCCUGGCUUCAGUAGCGGUCAUGCUGCUAGUUUACAUCAUGUGUACAGCGGGCAUCCCCAUCCGCACGCACAUCACUUUAAUAGUCUUGUUCCACCCCCACAAAAUGACCGACCAUUCAGAUGUGAUCUGUGCCCACAAAGCUUCAAUAGAAAUCAUGACUUGAAACGACAUAAGAGGAUACAUCUGGCUGUAAAGCCAUUCCCGUGCCAUCAUUGUGACAAGAGCUUCUCUAGAAAGGAUGCCCUCAAGAGACACAUUCUUGUGAAAGGCUGUGGCAAAGACCCUGCAUCCGACACAAGUACCUCUUCAAGCACAACCAGGUCAACUUCAGCAUCAGUUGUGGGUACAGCUGUGAAAAAGUGAAGAAAUGUGCAACGCUAUGUUUCUAUUGUUAGACCAUGUCAUCGCGAUAAUAACACGGUUAACGCUGAUAAAAAUUCAAUCCACCCGAUAUCCGUUUAGCGAAGAAAUUUCUUUUGUCUUUUGAUUCCUCCACCAAUAUCGAUUUCAUAAUUUGAUUCCCCAACGUGGUUUAUAUGAUUGCUAUGAUCCGCAUUUCUGUUAAUUUUGUGCCCGCAGCAAUAAUUUCUUUUAAUUUUAUGUCCCUACUUCUUGCUGCUAUACCUUUUUUUUCUGGGCGGAGAAGUUUACAGAUGCACCCAUUCGCAUAUGUCUUUUGACAAGGGAGUUGUUGCGUUGUGAAAGAUGUGCUUUUAUCAGGUGUGUCCCCUUUUUGGGUAUCCUAUCUAGCUUCGUCCUUGUUGGCUCCCUGUUGAGCUAGUUUUCUGGGUGCUCUAAAACAGUUUUAUUCAUAUUUCUCUAUUACCUAAUUUUAAUUUUAUUCUUCUUUUCUAAUU
Molecule: messenger RNA, 2131 nt
Organism: Coccidioides immitis RS
Lineage: Eukaryota; Fungi; Ascomycota; Eurotiomycetes; Onygenales; Onygenaceae
Exons: 3
Coding region: 420-1637 (405 amino acids)
Biological process (GO): regulation of transcription by RNA polymerase II
Molecular function (GO): RNA polymerase II cis-regulatory region sequence-specific DNA binding; DNA-binding transcription factor activity, RNA polymerase II-specific
Source: RefSeq, a predicted model, not a curated record